Hyalella azteca is the source of this 896-nucleotide messenger RNA. RefSeq lists its product as uncharacterized. The transcript has 2 exons. The record is from RefSeq and is a predicted model, not a curated record. NCBI's taxonomy places the organism in Eukaryota, Metazoa, Arthropoda, Malacostraca, Amphipoda, Hyalellidae. Bases 2 to 430 code for a protein of 142 amino acids.
GAUGCUGCAACAUCUGCUGCUGGUGCUCGGGUUAGGCCGGGCUUUGGCCGCGCGUCAGUUCGACACGCUACCCAACUACAGGAUCCCAGCCAACGCUGUGUCAUCAACCAUGGACGCAGCGACAUCUUGUCAAUGCUUGUCUCAGUGCCUCGUGCAACCAACGUGUCUGGGGGCGACAUUCGGACCCGGGUAUGCGGGUGAGAACAAGAAGCAACAGAAGUUGGUGUGCCACUUCACCUUCUCCUUGGUACCACAAGAACUACUGGUUCUGUCCCAAGGGUCGGCGUCGAGUGGAAGUGCCUACGUCACAUACCUCCUUAAAAUCAAAGACUACAUUGACCCGAAUAAGUACAACAAAUUGAUUCUUGCGGAAACCGAGCUGCACUCGACGGAAGACGACCAGGAAGACAAUGACGAAGACGAUAAGUGAGAACAUUGAUGAAAUUUCUCCACGUUUCAACGAGAUAGUUGGUUAUUUUUAGAUGAUAUAACGUAAAUAAACAUUGAUUAUAACUAUCGAAGUCAGUAGAAAAAAUGGUAUCGAUUGUUCAUCAGUUUUCUUGAAUGCCAACAAAUAAAUUGUUCUCCGCUGUUAGUCACUGGUUUGUAUGAAAUUCGUUUAAUCGAAGUAACUAUUUAGAAUAUUUUCAAACUCCCGCGAGCUCACCGAUGCGUGUCAUCAGUUAUAAUCUUUGUGGCAUCACAAAUAAAUGAAUCAAACGCACGCGAUUUGGAAGGAACGAAAGACAGCACACUUUUUUUAACCACUUGUAAUAUCUUUUAAACUAAUUACGCGAUUCUUUCAUUGCACCAAUGAUGUUUUAUGUACACGUAAAAUUUUGCUUGAAAACAACACACUUAUGUAACUCGUGCCUGAAAAAUGUCUAGAACCUUGA